AUGCCGGCUAAUUCCCCCAAACGUUCUAAUCCCACUUCUGCGCGUCCGGUAUCCACACCGAAAAGGGGAGAACGUGAGUUUCGACGUACGCAUUCUUCCUUGUCUCUUAUCACGGCACAACGCUCGGCGUUGGAUGCUGCACAGGCGCAGGGGAACGCCAUGAAGGUAUAUGUGCGUGUUCGGCCAUUUAGUGAGCGGGAGUUGUCGUUGAGCAUGCCGCAUCAUAGUACGGUGCGCAUUGAUGUUGAUAACCCAUGCUUUAUUACGUUGUUGGACCCACAGAAGGAUUUUAGACCUCGCGAAACGUUUAGCUUCACUCGUUGUUUUUGGUCUGUUCUGGAGACGAAUGCCGGUGACAGCAGCAAAGGCAGAAGCGCUGGGGAAAUCCAUGGGUCUAUUGAUAUGUUUAUCAACAGCGUUACUUCUGCAAGGUGCAACCGGUACCGCGCAGGCGUGUGUAUAAAUACCACCAGCAUGAGCGUUGCCUCUGCUCGCGGGCGUGCAGCCGCCGAAUAUUCAGUCCCUUUUGAAGGUGCAGGGUCAAACGCGGCGAUUGCUUCAAGUGCUGCAGUUGUCCAUCCACCCUACAGCUCGCAGGAGGACGUUUACAAUGUGGUUGGGCGCCCUGUAUUAGAGAAUAGCUUGGAAGGGUACAAUGGGUGCGUCUUUGCGUACGGGCAGACUGGAAGUGGCAAGACGUUCUCAAUGUUUGGCUACUUUCCAAAGAGUUCUGACUUUACUGCUUCUGUUAGUCAGCAUGGUUUUGCAAACAACAACGACGAGGACGAGGACGAGGACGAAGAGUGUGACGACACUAAGCUGUCUAUUGGUGUUGGUUCCCCCACACACUUCAGGCAUCUAUCUGCGCCAAGUAGUCAAAAGGAACUUUUCAUCCUGCCGUUGGGCACCCAUGGAAACACGGAGCGUCAGGUAGCAGACACCGUCGAUACGACACAGUUGGAUCCUAAUGAGCUGCAAGGCAUCAUUCCCCGCAUCACGUCGGACUUGUUUAAAGGAUUACAAGGGAAAAGGGACACUGAUCCCUCUCACUCAUACCGGGUUGAGGUGGAGUAUUUUGAGAUCUACAAUGAAAAGGUGUUUGACUUGUUUCGCCCUCAAAAAGACGCCGAUUUAAGGAUUCGUCACAACCCUGUCAGUGGACCAUACGUGGAGGGACUCACCUCGAGUGUGGUUAAUGACGCUGCAGAAGUUGCCAAGGUGAUUCGCAAAGGGAACAAGGAAAGACGUACAGCCGCCACAAAAGCCAAUGACCGCAGCAGCCGCAGUCAUGCAAUUAUUACGUUGAAUAUUACACGGCUGUUCCUUGAUAGAAAUGAUAACACAUGUAAGCAGCAAAGCAAGUUGAAUCUUGUGGACCUUGCUGGCUCCGAGCGCACAGGUGCAGUUGGCGCGGAGGGCAAGCAAUUCCUGGAAGGCACCAAGAUUAAUUUGUCUCUCACAACCUUGGGCCGUGUCAUUGACUGUCUGGCAGAUCUCUCACAGUCCAAGUCGCUUUCUGUGCCAGUGCCCUACCGCGACUCCAACCUCACAUGGCUUCUGAUGGACUCUCUUGGAGGAAAUAGUAAAACAUCCAUGUUGGCUACCAUCUCUCCUCACGGUGUGAACUUUGAUGAAAUGCGACAGACCAUACGUUACGCCUCACGCGCAAAACAAAUUGUCAAUCAGGCAGUUAUUAAUGAAGAUCCACAAGUGCGACAAAUACGUCUCUUGACAGCUGAGGUGGAGCGUCUGAAAAAGACCAUACGUGAGGCUGGGCUAAAUGAAUUUAGCCGUGACUACGUUGUGGAAUUGCAGCGUCGUAAUACCUUUUUGGAGAAACGCUGCCAGGACCAGGAAAAGACGGUUGUGGAGCUUCAGGCUGAGAUAGAAGAGCGGAGGCCUGGUAUGCGGAUGGAGCGUUCACAUACACUCUCAGCUAGGCGUUCACGCCCUGCUCAUUUGCCUGAAACGAGUACAUGUCGACGUUGUAGCAACCAUGAGGAAAACGGCAACGCAUUGCUGCCCACGACAAGACUUACCGACACCAAAUCCGACGUUGAAGACAUUCCUCAGCAACUCAAUGGGGGAGGCCCUCAAUGUGGAGGGCCUGACACUUCCAGCAACAUGACUCAUGUGGAGGAGCUGAAUAUCCGUAUUCAAAAUCUUAAGAGGGAAGUGAGCAAACAGCAGACCUUCAUUUUGACUCAGCAUAAACAACUGGAACGUUACUCCCUUUUUUGUAUUAACGUGGCGUCGAACAUUAUGUGGAACGUGAUGGUGCAGAAAGAAGAUGAGUUUACACAGCGUGUAGCUCGCGUGAUUAAGGACCAAAGCGCAAAUCUGGGCAAGGAUCUUCGCAGUCUUCAAGAGUCGCACCGUGAGGAAAUGGAACAAACGAGGAGACGGCACAUGGAAGAGAUGAAAGAGUUGCAAAAAUUAUCGGCGUCCCGACUAAAGGAGUCCAUUGAGAAGAGUAAUGAGCUGUACCAGCAGCUUAUUGACAAACACGUGGAUAAGUUGAACUACGUGGAGGAGCGGAUGAAGAAGAACAAGGAGGACUACAAAAGUGAAAGAAAGAAACUUGCGGACGAAAAUGAGGCGGCGCGUGCGAGCUACAACGAACAGCUGCAAAAUACGCGUGCUCAGCACCAGCAGGAAACAAAAUGGUUACGUGACAAGAUGAGCUCUGGCGCAUCGGAUUGUAAACGCCUAGAAGAAGCCGUUAAACGGUUGCAGGAGGUGCAUGAGAGGGAGAUGACGCGGCGGCAGGAAGAAGCGGACCGCCACUGCCAAGAGAAGGAGCAAGAAAUUACUCGACUGAAGCAACAAAUUGGCAAUGAGGCCCAACGACAAGCAAAUGACACGGCUGAGAAGGACCGUCAACGCCGUUCAUUGGAGCGUGAGGUGAAUGAUUUGCGACGAGAGUUGCUGAAGGCGCAGGCAGAACGAACUCGCAUGGAGCACCAGCACCAAACAGAGAUUCAAAGCUUUGCUCAAGAGCAGGAACAGAUCUUUAAUGUUAGUAAUGGUUUGCUUUCCGACUGGGAUAACCGUUCCUCUGCGAUAGACGCCUCCUUUGCUCAGUUGCGGACCCUGGUCCAAGGAAAAGACUACUUGAGCUUCCGGAGCCGUCUCCGUGACUCCACUGGUGAACGGAAAGACUACACCGCGUUACUUGAGGCUGUAGAGGAGCGAAAGCAACGCGACACACAGCGUUUCCGAGAGAUUGUGCAGCAGCUGAAGCAGACUCAAGAAGACAGCAAUGCGAGCCUCCAGCGUUUCAAGGAAGACGUUAAGAGCCAGCUUGUCAGCACAAGUAGGCCACGCGGUAAUAAUGUUGGUAAAAAUACUUGUAGCAGCAGUAAUAAUAUUGAUGCUGGCGAUAAGAAAGGCUCCGGCUCGGGCGGGGCAAAGGCGACAGUUACCGCUGGCUCAGCUGCAGUUGCGCCGAAGCAGGGGCGUCUCGCAGUGGCGCAAAGAGGAGGAUCAAAGUAG
Messenger RNA from Trypanosoma rangeli, 3495 nucleotides. RefSeq names its product putative kinesin. The transcript has a single exon. Gene Ontology annotation, molecular function: microtubule binding; microtubule motor activity; ATP binding. The record is from RefSeq and is a predicted model, not a curated record. The coding region runs from base 1 to 3495 and encodes 1164 amino acids. Gene Ontology annotation, biological process: mitotic spindle organization; microtubule-based movement. Lineage: Eukaryota; Euglenozoa; Kinetoplastea; Trypanosomatida; Trypanosomatidae.